GGAGCGCUCCAAGCCUCUCGGCGCCGCUCGCCUGUCCUUCAUCUCCGGUUCCUUCCGAGCGCGCAGUGCCCUGGCCCAUCCUUUGCCUCUCAGUCUUGACAGCUCGGCUAACUCCUAUUCACCCUUCGAAACCCAUCUCCGGUCGUACCUGGUUUGUCGCCUCCAUCAGUCCGUGGCCUCCGGCGCAGGAUCGGUGUUUUGUGUUUAAUCUCUGUCCACGCCAGAUAGAACAUAAGGCUUGGCACAGAGUAGGUUAGUCUGCCCUCAAAGGACAGCAAGAAACUGCAUCUUCAAUGGCUUCUUUGGUGGCUUAUGAUGACUCAGACUCAGAGGCCGAGACCGAGGCUGCGGGAAGUGUUAAUGCCACCAGCCAGAUGACGGACACUCGCGAUGUGGUCAAACCCCGAGGGCAGGAUUUUGCACCCGGAGGCCUGGACGUGACGGAAGGGGGAGCACUGGCCACAAAGCCUGGUUCUUGUGAAGACCCAGCCGGCCAUCGUCUCCCGCUGGCUCGGCUCUGGAGAAGUGACCCGGGGUCUUGCCCCAGCCGGAGGCUCCAGUGGCCCAGGACGGAGCCCGAAGUCACCUUCCCCACGAACGAGCCUCCUUGUCCUUCCCUGUGGGCCAGCCACACUCCGGCCGGCCACGUGCCCCUGGCAGCUGCCCAUGUUAAACAGGUAAAACCCUCCUGGGGGACUGCCGGCUCCCCUGAGCUGUCUUUCUGUGCCCAAACCAAAUGUGACACCUCAGGGACAAAUGGCAGCUCCCUGCAGAGGAGAAGGCGUGAGGACUGCGUCAUCCCCUACACCCCGAAAAGACUCAGACAGUUGCAAGCAGUAGGUGCCGAAACAGGCAAGAGCAACGAGGCAGAGGCCCGGGGCCCCUGUGCCCGGCGAGCCCCGGCCCCGCUCUGCGUGGCCUCCAGAGUGUCCGAGUUUAUUCAGCCGUAUUUGGACAGCCCGUAUAAAGAAACCAAGAUUCCCAGGAGUGUGCUCUUCCAUCUGAGAGGCCACCGUGGCCCUGUCAACGGUGUCCAGUGGUGUCCAGUACCUUCUCAGAGCCACAUGCUGCUCUCAGCUUCUAUGGAUAAAACCUUCAGGGUGUGGAACGCUGUGGACUCAGGGGGCUGCUUGCAGACCUACUGCCCGCACAGCGAGGCCGUGCGGGCUGCCCGCUGGUCUCCCUGUGGCCAGCGCAUCCUCAGUGGGGGCUUCGACUUUGCCCUGCACCUAACAGACCUCGAAACAGGGACCCAGCUAUUCAGUGGUCAAAGUGACUUCAGGAUCACUACCUUGAAGUUUCAUCCCAAAGACCACAGCCUUUUUGUGUGUGGAGGCUUCAGCUCCGAAAUCAAAGCUUGGGAUAUAAGGACCGGCAAGGCUGUUAGAGCUCCAGGACUGCGGUGGGCCCCUCACCACCGGGGAGGAGAGGCACCUCGGUACACAGGCCACAUCCAGGGACACGAGGUGGCCGGACUACUCCUCUCUUGGCAUUUGCUGUCUCCGACGUCUCUGAUUCCCUGCUCCGCACCUGAACUUGGGGAUGGAGAGGGCUUCAGGAAUGGGGGAAGGAAGGCCGUCAGGCUCCUCGUGGCCCAGGUGGUGAGAAGCUACAAGGCAACCAUCCAGCAGACCUUGGACAUCCUCUUCCUCCAGGAGGGCUCCGAGUUUCUGAGCAGCACAGAUGUUUCGAGCCGGGACUCCGCCGACCGCACCAUUAUCGCCUGGGAUUUCCGGAGCUCCGCCAAAAUCUCCAACCAGAUUUUCCAUGAGAGAUACACCUGCCCCAGCCUCACCUUGCACCCGCGGGAGCCUGUGUUCCUGGCGCAGACCAAUGGCAACUACCUGGCCCUCUUCUCCGCCGUGUGGCCCUACCGGAUGAGCAGAAGGCGGCGCUACGAAGGGCACAAGGUGGAAGGCUACUCGGUGGGCUGCGAGUGUUCCCCGGACGGGGACCUGCUGGUGACGGGCAGCGCUGACGGCCGGGCCCUGCUGUACAGCUUCCGCACUGCCAGCCGAGCGCGGAUACUGCCCGGGCAUGCCCAGGCCUGUGUCGGCACCACAUUCCACCCUGUGCUGCCCUCCGUCCUCGCCACCUGCUCCUGGGAGGGCGAUGUUAAGAUCUGGCACUGAGCCUCCGAGUGUGGAACCUUCCAGACGCCAGCAGGGUCCCAGGCUCCCCUUCUUCUGUGGGGUGGGUUGUGUAAGCACUGAGGUUGGCUUCGAGGUUGGCUGCCUCCACCCCCCUGUAAGCCUCAGUUUCCUCAUCUGUAAAAUGGGGGCAAAGUCCGUUUGUCUCAGGGUCAUGAGGACCACAUUAGUGAAGGCACCUGGCAGGUUGCUGGUGACGCUCAAUAAAUGUGAGUGUUUUGCUAUUUCUUAGGUUAUUUCAGCGGCAGAUACGUUUUGGCAGCUUCGUCUUGCAGGCCCACAGGAGCUCUGACACAAAGAGGAUGGUGGGGGCUUGAGAUGGGGUCAGCCUGGCUCUGCUGGGCCUGAUGAGGGAGUGCCCAGGGCAGAUGGAGGCUCUGGGGAACUGUGGGUCUGAGGUCUGCCCUCAGGAGCUCCGUGCUGGAGCAUGGCAGGCCCUGCUGCUCACAGGGCGCAGGCCCCUCGAGCUGUGCACACACAGCGUGGCCAGCUGGGCCCCUGGGUCUGCCCAAGCCCUGGGGCCCUCUAGGCUCCCUCUUGCCCACUGCCUGUUGGUGUGCAUGCUGCCCACGCGAGUGUGUCUGCCCUGGGUGAAGCAGCAA
Molecule: messenger RNA, 2752 nt
Organism: Equus quagga
Lineage: Eukaryota; Metazoa; Chordata; Mammalia; Perissodactyla; Equidae
Gene: WDR25
Product: WD repeat domain 25
Exons: 8
Coding region: 294-2132 (612 amino acids)
Molecular function (GO): protein binding
Source: RefSeq, a predicted model, not a curated record